Trachemys scripta elegans is the source of this 454-nucleotide messenger RNA. RefSeq names its product antimicrobial peptide THP2-like. Lineage: Eukaryota; Metazoa; Chordata; Testudines; Emydidae. The record is from RefSeq and is a predicted model, not a curated record. Gene Ontology annotation, biological process: defense response. The coding region runs from base 1 to 243 and encodes 80 amino acids. The transcript is spliced from 4 exons. Gene Ontology annotation, cellular component: extracellular region.
AUGAAGAUCCUUUACCUGCUCUUUGCUGUUAUCUUCUUGGUGCUCCUGGAUGCCCCAGGUUUCUCCCAUGCUCUGGUGACCCGAAAAGGGUGUAGACGCCGUGGGGGUGAAUGUCACUUUUGGCGGUGUCCCACCAAUGCUAGAUACCUUGACAAAUGCUUUUUUGGCCAUUGCUGUCAAAGUGGGAAAUUUCUUGCUGGUGAUAACCCGCAGGCUCGGAGGCCCUCUGAGGAGAUUUUCUGACUGAUUGUCUAAGCAGGAUCUCAGGGAAUCGGGCAGACAGCCACUUGCUUCUAAAAUCAUCAGAUCCUGCUUCAAUGGAACCCUGAAGUGCUGCUGUUCAUUUGGGCUGUAAAGAACCUUGUGAGCUGGAGAAAUUUAGAAGGGAGCCCUUUUAGCACCCAUAUAAGAUUUGUUACUCUCCUUUUAAUAAAAGCAAGCUGGUGUGAGAGCA